AAGACUCCAACCCGUUGAAUUGUUCUAAAUAAUUAAUUAAGGAAAAAGAAAACAAAAAACGAAUUAACGUAGCCCCUGUCUCCUCCUCUUGCUCCCCUCUUUCUCUUAGCUCUCCAUUGAAGCGCAUUCAACGUUCUCCGUUGAAUCGCCCUUGACAUUUUCCAUCGAGGCGCCUUCUAGUACUUUUAUCAGCUUUUAAGAGAAGAUGAUUAACUUGUUCAGAGUGAAAGCCAAACAGAAGGAAAAUGCUGAAAAUCUUAAUGGAAAUACCCAUGUCAAGAAGCAAACAGCAGGAGAAUUACGUCUUCAUAAAGAUAUUAGUGAACUGAACCUGCCCAAAUCAUGUACCAUAACAUUUCCCAAUGGAAAGGAUGACCUGAUGAAUUUUGAAGUUACUAUCCGGCCUGAUGAGGGAUAUUAUUUAGGCGGCACAUUUGUGUUCACCUUCCAAGUUCCAUGUGUAUAUCCUCAUGAGCCUCCCAAGGUUAAGUGCAAGACAAAGGUAUACCAUCCCAACAUCGACUUGGAAGGUAAUGUCUGCCUUAACAUUCUAAGAGAAGACUGGAAACCUGUUUUGAAUGUCAACACUGUCAUCUAUGGGUUGUAUCAUCUCUUCACGCAACCAAACUAUGAAGACCCUUUAAAUCAUGAUGCCGCUGCUGUGUUAAGGGAUAAUCCAAAAAUUUUCGAAAACAAUGUGAAAAGAGCUAUGGGUGGGGGUUAUGUGGGUCAAACUUUCUUUCCUAGGUGUUCUUCUUGAUGGUUAUGAUGCUGUAAACUUGGAUGUGAAGGGUGCAGUUUGACUUCCUGGAAACUAUGCCAUUAAACCUGUACCAAUUUCGCCAGGAGUGUAUUUGAUGCUUGGUAUAUACUUUGUGUUGCAACGAGAAUUUAGCCAAAUGACAUGAAAUUUUAUGGUAUUUUCUUGUUCAAAAUAAACAACAGUUAAAUUGUGCAAACAAUUUGGAAAUAUUCGUCAAAAAAUAUACCUUAUAUUUUACUCUCUA
Chenopodium quinoa (quinoa) is the source of this 1007-nucleotide messenger RNA. RefSeq names its product NEDD8-conjugating enzyme Ubc12-like. NCBI's taxonomy places the organism in Eukaryota, Viridiplantae, Streptophyta, Magnoliopsida, Caryophyllales, Amaranthaceae. Gene Ontology annotation, biological process: protein neddylation. The coding region runs from base 206 to 760 and encodes 184 amino acids. Gene Ontology annotation, cellular component: nucleus. The transcript is spliced from 6 exons. Gene Ontology annotation, molecular function: NEDD8 transferase activity. The record is from RefSeq and is a predicted model, not a curated record.